This is a messenger RNA of Canariomyces notabilis, 816 nucleotides long. RefSeq names its product NADP-dependent dehydrogenase-like protein. The record is from RefSeq and is a predicted model, not a curated record. The transcript has 4 exons. Bases 1 to 816 code for a protein of 271 amino acids. Lineage: Eukaryota; Fungi; Ascomycota; Sordariomycetes; Sordariales; Chaetomiaceae.
AUGGCCUUUCCAUACAAAAAGGUCCUCCUAAUCGGAGCCACCAGCGGCAUCGGCCUGGAGCUGGCCGAGCAGCUCGUCCCUCAAGGCGUGCAUGUCAUCGCCGUCGGCCGGCGCCAAGACCGUCUGGACUCAUUUGUCGCAAAAGCUGGUGAAGCAAAGGCUUCGGGGGUGGCCCUGGACAUUGCCGCCAUUGACAAGAUUCCCGCCUUUGCCAAGGGCAUCAUCGACGCCCACCCAGACCUGGACUGCGUGUUCCUGAACGCGGGAGUCCAGUAUGUGAUGGACUUUAGCAAGCCGCAGACGGUGGACCUGGCCAAGAUCCAGCACGAGAUGACGGUCAACUACAUCAGCAUGGUCGCCCUGACGCACGCCUUUGUGCCCUUCUUCCAGGAGAAGGCCGCGAGGGGCGACAAGGUGGCUUUCAUCUACACAACGACGGCUCUCAUGUCCCUCCCCUAUCCGAUGGUGCUGAACUACUCAGCAUCCAAGGCGGCGUUGCAUGCCUUUAUUAUCAGCAUCCGCGAGCAAUUCAAGCACGCCAGGCAGCCGAUUGGCGUGCUGGAAUUGGUGACGCCACUUGUACAGACCGAGCUACACAACGGCCAGCCCGGCUGGGGCCCCGACUUCAACCCUGGGAUGCCCGUGGUGGAUUUUGUCAAGGCAUCGCUGGCCGGCUUUGCCGCGGGGGACGAGACGGUGGCGGUUGGGCAAGCAAAGGCCAUCUUCGACGAAUUCGAGGCCGAAAAGGGCCGCCGUGUCGGGCCUGCGUGGGCGGCCAUCCGCAAGGCCAUGGGCAAAGCUCACACCUUUGACUGA